UCGAAUUUUUUUUUCUUUCAUAACCGUGAUUACAAAAAAAAAGUCAGUCUUAUCGUUCAUAUCAUUUUUCAGUUUAUUCGUAUUUUUACGUUUCCGUACGAAAUAUUCAUGUUACCAUAUACCCCAGUAUUCCCUCCCAGUGACCCCAGUGUUUGUAUUUUUAAAACUGUUGCCCAGGUAACAGACUACAACAACAUUCAAAAGUGUUUAUCACUAUCACAUUUCCAACUUAUCUUUAACAUUUCAAUCAUGUCUUAAAGCGAUAAAAUUUGAUAAUUAAGACUCGUGACCGAUAAAAGUUAAAGCUAUUGACCAGCAGAUAGUAUUUUUCAGAAUCCACCUUGAAAGAUGAAGUUCACACUGUGCAUCUCCAUUCUCUUACUGUCAUUAUGGCAAAGCUAUGCUCUUCCUGCUCAAACUAAAACUCCACCAACAUUCGACGAUAACUACGCUGCUCAAGGUAUACUUCUUUUACCUUACGCUGAAAUAAAAGAACCUUUUACUGCCUAUUUCGAUAAGCAGAGUGGAAAGAGUCGUGUUGAUUACUAUGGAGAUACUGUGCAAACAUAUCAACGCACUGAUCAGGGAGAAUAUGGUAUCAGUUAUAAGGUAGCGUAUAUGCCUGAUAAUACUGGAAGUCCCAUUCAUACUUGCUUCCAAGUAAAUGGAUCAAGUGAAGUCCCUGUUGAAAUUCAAAGCAUUCUACCAGAUUUAAAAGAUUUCAAAUAUGUGAAAGAUGUUUCAUGUUAUGAAGAAAAUUCCCUGAUGGUUGACUCUUCUGCAGAUUUAAUUUGCGAAUUAUGGUCAACUGAAAGUUCCUAUGGGGAUAAAGUUAGCAAGUACUCCUUUUACAUGGUGAAAUCAACUGGUGCACCUUUUCAUUACAUAAUGAAAGGAUACAACAGUUUGCUAGGAUCACAUUAUGAUAAAUAUGAGCUCUAUUAUUUCUCAUACACUGCAGGAAGUGCAUCUGAUAAAGAUUUCGAGGUAUCUGAUACAUUGCAAUGUUCAGGAUUCCCAGGACCUGGAUCAGAAAUCACUGUUUUAAGCAAUCCAAUGAGAGAAUUUGUCAGCAAUGAUGACACCCAUAUCCAUGAAACUUUUGAAGAUUUCAAAAAAGAACAUGGAAAAGAUUAUUCUGAUGCACAAGAACAUGAAAAUCGAAAAAAUAUCUAUCGUCAAAAUUAUAGGUAUGUUCAAAGUAUGAACCGAGCUGGCUUGAGUUAUGGCUUGAAGAUAAACCACUUGGCUGACUUUACUGACCUUGAGAUGCGCAGAGUUCGUGGACGCUUAGCAUCCACUGGAUAUAACGGAGGUAAACCUUUCCCAAAAGAAGAAUUCCCCACUGAUGUUCCAGAUGAGUUAGAUUGGAGAUUAUAUGGUGCUGUCACUCCUGUAAAAGAUCAGGCUGUUUGUGGCUCAUGUUGGAGUUUCGGAACCACUGGAACCAUUGAAGGAGCUCACUUUUUAAAAACCCAAAACCUUGUGAAACUAUCUCAGCAGCAACUGAUUGAUUGCAGUUGGCAGUAUCAGAACAAUGGAUGUGAUGGCGGAGAAGAUUUCAGAGCAUAUGCAUACAUUGAAGCUGCUGGUGGUUUGGCCUCUGAAGAAGAUUACGGACAUUAUUUGGGACAGGAUGGUAUUUGUCAUGAUCGUCAUGUACCCAAAGUUGCUCAAAUCAAGGGCUUUGUAAAUGUGACCAGUGGAGACUUGAAGGCAUUGAAACAGGCUAUUGCUAAAAAGGGACCCAUAUCUGUCAGUAUUGAUGCUGCACACAAAGGAUUUUCUUUCUACUCACACGGAGUCUAUUACGAUCCUGAUUGCAAAAAUGGAGCAGAUGAAUUGGACCACUCUGUACUGGCAGUUGGUUAUGGAGUUAUGAAUGGAGAAGCCUAUUGGCUUGUCAAGAAUUCAUGGUCCACUUACUGGGGUAAUGAUGGCUAUGUUUUAAUGAGUCAAAAAGACAAUAACUGUGGCGUAGCCACUUCCCCAACGUAUGUGGAAAUGUAAACAGUCUAUGUUAUCUAUGUAUUGAAAAUGUUCCUACAAGCAGUACUUAAUUUUUUAUACACAAAGUUUCGUAAUAAAGUUUAUUUUUGUAAUAUA
Molecule: messenger RNA, 2106 nt
Organism: Parasteatoda tepidariorum (common house spider)
Lineage: Eukaryota; Metazoa; Arthropoda; Arachnida; Araneae; Theridiidae
Gene: CtsK1
Product: C1 family peptidase 26-29-p
Biological process (GO): proteolysis
Molecular function (GO): cysteine-type peptidase activity
Source: RefSeq, a predicted model, not a curated record